Messenger RNA from Porites evermanni, 8201 nucleotides. NCBI's taxonomy places the organism in Eukaryota, Metazoa, Cnidaria, Anthozoa, Scleractinia, Poritidae. The record is from the annotation of a GenBank genome assembly.
AUGGCGAGAAGUCCAAUCACAGCUUCGAAAGAAGGCGAAGCCACAUCAGCCGCUGAGGAAACACUGCACUUUGAUGAUGACAAUUUAAGAGGUGAGGAACAACAUGCUAUUUUUCAGUUGUGUCCAGAUGUGAGGGUCAUAGUAUUGAGUUUAAGCCAUUUUAUUCAAUAUUCGUAAAGGAUAUGCUUACGAUGUCUUUUAAUUUCAUCUCAGCAGUUGCAGAAGUUAAAGACGGAAGCAUAAAAGCACAGAAAAUAGACCAUUUUCAUUUUUCUUUUUUUUUUUUAAUUCAUACCUGGCUCCGAUUGACUACUCCGGGUUUUGAGUUACAGCGGCGAAGCCGCGAGGAGCGAGGGCGGAAGCCCGAGCGAAGAAAAAAAAAGAGUCCUCUCUCCAUCCCAAUCUCUUCUCCUUUUUACCAUUAAUUUACGUAAUUUCACUAUUUCGCCCACCGCACGUGGGGAAGAAGGACGAUCGCUCGCGGUCUACUGUGGAGAGCGCAAUUAACCAUUCAUAUAGAAAUUUCGCUAUGUAAGUGACAAUUAUUAUUCUUAUUCUUAUUCUUAUUCUUAUUCUUAUUAUUCUUAUUAUUAUUAUUAUUAUUAUUGUCAUUAUUAUCAUUAUUAUUAUUGUAGCAAUCGCUGAGGUCUACAAAAAUGAGGGCAACGAUGAGUACAAGAAGAACAAUUUUAACAACGCCAUUCAAUUCUACACGGAAGGAAUUAAAGUGAACUGUAAAGAUGAAGAACUGAACGCCAUGCUGUACAGCAACAGGGCGGCGGCACGUUUUAAUUUGGGUGAGAAGUUGCUGUUAGUUGUCUUAAAAAUCUUUAAUUUCUUUUUGACUAUCGGACUGUUUGGGGGGGCGGGGAGAGUUAUAACUGCUAUAAAUAUUAGGAGUGAUUAUGUGAGUACUGUGGUGACUGAAUGGUUCUGUAGUCUUUUUGCAUGCAUUCUUUCACAGGUAAUUACACUGAAACACUGGAUGAUGCAAAAAUUGCCGUGGGCUUACGACCAUAUUUCUUAAAAGCUUUUGCUCGAGGUAAGUUAGCUAUAGCCCCGUCGUCAAAACUAAUAUAUCCGACCGAUCAAGUACUAUGCCAACUACCUGCUAUAAAACUGAAACAGGUACCUCUGAAUCAGUCCUGAAUUGUCGCAUACAACUUCUAUUUCCUAGCUUAAAAACAGAACUUCAGAACUUUUCAUGUUGCCUUUUAACCGUGGGGCUUGAUCAUUUUAAUUCAAUUUGAAGAGAGAAAGUUCAUCAUUUAACACAAAAGGCGAUUGAUUUUUAUGAGAAGUCUGUUAUGUGUUCACAUGUACAGGGUGGUAAAAAAAACAAUGUGUAAAGACGUGGAAGGAUGGAAAUUAUUGUCUUCAACUGAUUGUUUAAGUAGAAUCUUCCUGACCAAAAAUACCUGGAUCCUCCCCUGAAAUUUCUUUCCAAGUUAAUAAGGCAUCGAAAAGGUUGUGGUUAGCGAAACGGACUGUAACAACUUUGUCAAAUAUACACGUACUCCGUUGCACGUAGGUAAACUCUCCUCCAACGUACCAGUCAACCUAUAGAAGAGCCACUCUACUUCUCUCAGUUGUUAACGAUGUCCUCAUUUCCCUCGCUUGGCAACAAACGUGAUGAUCUCCCUGCACUGUUUUAAUGUUCAGCUGCAGCUGUAUUAACUAUGAUUCUUUGACUCUCUGAUCGGUCUGGUGUACAGUACGUUAAGUCAGCUUAUAUCUCUUCUCUAUCACAAGCUUCCACUAAAGCUGCUGCCGUUGUUUGUAUCAUGGUAGCAUGGGAUAUCAUAAUGUCAUGAUUGUAAAACUACGCAGUCAUCGCUACACAAAAAAUGCGCAGUAGAUGGAAUGUUGGCUGUUUAUUUGAAUGGAUCCUAACUGUUUCAUGUACAUGAUUUUUUUCGCGUAGUUUCCCCUUGCCUUUCAUCGCCCACACAAAUUUUCGAAUAGCCCUUCCCUUGAUACACCAACAACAUAACCGUAUUCAGCGUUAAAUGUAUCAAAUGUGUUGGAGCUAAGCUGUGCUUUGUAUACUUACAGGUGCAAGUGCCUGUGUUAAGUUGAAAAAGUUUGACGAAGCCAUCACGUGGUGUGAUAAAGGAUUAGUAGUAUCCUUUUCUAAAGUUCAAGGAAUAAUUUUCAUUUGGACUCAAUUUUUCUAACCAAGAGUUCUCUUUGAAUCCUGAACGAGGUCGCCGUCACCCGGUUAAGAGAAAACACCGUGCGGCGCCUAGCGCCUAGCGCUUGCGCCCUAGGAUUCGAAGAGAACGCUCGAUUACUAAGACUUAACAAAACUGAAUCAAAACAAAGGCUUUGGUACAAGAAACUGUAUAUGGGAGAAUUAACCAAAAAACAAAAGACUACCUCGAUGUGCGGAUGCAACUUAUUGACACAAAAAUGUCCCAAAUUUUCAGCCCAGUUUGGACGGGAUCACGCAUCACAAUACCAGUUUCAAGAAACAGUUACAGUUUCUCAUCAACAAUGACCAGUAAUCAAAGUAUCUUUCAUGUGUGAGGUCACGAGCAAGUACCGUAUAUGAAUUGGCUGCCUACCAGUACAGAUUUCCUCUUUUUGUAUUAUAACUAUCCUUUUCCCUCAGACACCCUCAGGCAAGAAAAUGCACCCCUUCUCAAAUUAGCAAACUUAAAUUUUGACAGUCGGGACACAUCAUGAUUAUUAUAAAGUUAUUUGCAAUCAGAGACUCUAUUCGGGUUAUAUCACCAACAAAACGUCGCGCGAUUAGGAUUCAAGUUGGGUAGCUUUGCAAUUUGUGUAUUUAUAUGAUAGUUAACGGAACUAUUUAACUAAUUAAAGAUUGACCCGAAUAACCAGAAGUUGUUGAAAAUUCGGAGCAAACUGCAAGAAAGCCACCAAGAAAAGGUAAGGACUAAAAAAAUUACAUUUAUGCUUCGUUGUAGGCGGUGUCCACUGCCUUGGAUACCCAGCAAUCAGUUUCGGCCAGUGAAACAAAAACUUGGAAAGGCAUCUCUGCACACGUAGCUGGGUUAACUACUCAAGGAACGUAUAGGCUUCAUCCUCAUAUUUACGUUAACAAACACAGACAUUUUCAAUCAUUUUUGGACUUGUUAGCUGGUCAGCUUUAUUUUCUAAUUGCAAAUCGACAACUGAAUCAAAUUGCUUUGAGUGUGCAUUUCUAGAUCUAUGAAGUAAGUGAUUGUAUUUUUUAUGUUCUGUACAUUAGAAUUUCAAUACGUUUUAAAGAAAGAUAGCCAGUUCUCUCGAUUUUAAUUUUUUAUUACGUGGUAAACAUUAAAAUUAAAAACAGAAAAAAACCUGAAGAUAUUCAGUCAGAAAAAAAACUGCUGGAUGGGCAUGAAAAUUGAGAUAAUCGUCGGAAGAGCCAACGAGAAGCCUCCUGUUGAUUCCCCUAAAUCGAAAAAGUCCCCCCUUUUAAGGUUCCUGACCGCCUAGUACUACAAUUGUAGGUAUACUAGGUGCAAGGAAUUUUCUAUCUUUGCCCUCCCUAGACUAGAGUCAUCACGUACCGUUUGCAGUCAUCCGUUAUCUUAAUUAUACUACUACAUGGGGAAUGUUUGCAAUUUGAUUGGCUUAGAGCAGUGGUAUUUGAGCUUAAUUUGAGAUACCUACAUGGGAAAAUUACAAACCUUUUGUAGGUAGUAGUAUAAACAAAUAAUAGCAUGAUUUGUACGUGAUAUUUGGCAUAAAUACCACUACACUACAAAUCAUGCUAUUACCUAUACUAAUAUAGAGAUUAAGAUUCACGUUUGCGUCAAAUGGCAAACUUGAAUUUGUACCACGUGACCGAGAUUUACCCUUGAUUUUCGUUUCCUGUUUAUUACUUCUACACAAAAAAAGUAGUUUCACGCCAGUUUUAUACAUAAGAAUUGUUCUGGACAGUUUUAAUCUGCUUAUUUUCUAUUCUGAGAAAUUCUCAUCUUUUAUCUGACGUUUGCCGUUAACGUGACUCUUAAUCUGUCUAAUACCUCCUUUUCCACUGCAUAUUCCAGCUAUUUACCGUAAAAAGAUGUAAUAGACGUCCAAGGAGGGGGAAAAUGGUUUAAUAUAAAGAUAGGGGGUGUUAUUCUUCUUAAUUUGAAAAGCACAAGAAAACUAACAUAAUUUUAGCGAAAAUAUCAAAUCAAAUUGCAGAAUAUCCAGUCCAUCUUUUAAUACCUCUAGGGAAGAGGUCCAUAUCGCCCUCAGUCACCCUGUAGACGCCGGAUGCCAUAUAUUGAAAUGCGACUGCUAUAAGUACGUGCUCCAAACUUUCUAUCACCGUUUUUUUCGCAUCUCUAUGCCCUCUACUUUUGACUGUUCCCUCACAACCAAAAAUGUUUACUAUAAUCGGUAGCUUCAUUACAUUUCUCAACUUUUUUGCAAACGGACCAAUAAAAUUCAAGGUUCCACUCUGCAACCAUUGAAAACUUUGAAACCAUUUGAACUUACCUGACCUCUCAGGAAACAGCCCUCAAAUUUAUGAAUGUUAUUGGUCCGUUUCCAAAAAAACCUGAGAAUCUUUUGUUUUCAAAAAACGUUGUGAUUGUGGUUGGAUAAUCUUCUUCAAAGUGUCCCGGUUCGAGAAGUCCCAUUGUAAUUGCCAUAAUUAGGAUGCUAAAAUGGAACAACAAAUUUUGGUAGCACGUAUUUGUGCAUAAAGUACCUCUGAAUACAGUGGAAUCCCGAUUUUUCGAACCAUCUUAGAAAAAGCAGAUAUUUGCUUCCAAUUAUAACUUAAUUACAAUGUGUGAUUGGCUCGUCAUGCCUAGAAUUAUGUCGAGGGUUCGAGAAAUCGUGACUCUGCUCAACUUUGGGCUUAUUGUCCUGAGAUUUUUAUCUUGCCUAUCAAGUUUCCAGGUUUCUCUCGAUCUUACCAUGGGGAAGAUCAAGAAUCAUGGGAAACAAAAACUGUCCAUCUUUUUCAUUCUUUGAUCUAGGAAAAAAAAAUCGUCAAAUGAUGUUACGAGUACUGGACAAAUCAAAUCUGAGUCUCCAAAGGGAUGCAGUUUCAUGGCCUCAAGUAAAAGUUUUUUACCCUGAAAUUCAUUGCGUUCCAGUAAAACGCAAACGUCCUCGGCCCAAUCCAAUCGUCAGUUAAUCUGACAAUGCCAAGAAUCGAUAGGAAUAAUGCGCUGCAUGUCUUCGAUUAAACUUGGCACAAGCUGAGGCCAAUGAAAACACGUACAUUAUGUGGAAAAUUUAUUGAUAAUGCCUUUCAGUUUCUAAGUUUUUGUAGAAUUGCUUCUUUCACCAAAGAACUUGAACACUACUUACCCUUGUAACAUUUUACACCACUUUUAGCUGAAACUGAAAGACAAUAAGAAGGUAGAUUCCUGCAUAAAAGGUGUCUCACAUCAUAGUGGGGCGGUUAAGCAAUUGCAAUGUAACAUUGACGUGUACUUUCCUUGCAUUGUACGUAAUUUAUUUCACAGAAAAUUGACACGAAGGGGACAUACACAGCUGGAAUUGACAACUUUGAUGAGAGAUCGAUAGAGGGAAAGGAGUAUGGCACUGUUGGUCUUGCCCAUCGAUAUAUGGGAGGUUUUGAUACAGCAAUAGGCAACCUUGAACGUCUUCUAAAAAUUGCCAAAAAAGUAGGAGACAGAUUGGGAAAGAGAGUGGCGUAUGUCAGUCUUGGCAAGGCCCAUUUCGAUCUGGGAGAUUUUAAAUCAGCAAUAGACUACUUUAAACGUAAUCUGAAAAUUGCGAAAGAACUGGGUGACAGAUCGGGAGAAGGAAGUGCGUAUGGCAUUCUUGGCAGUGUCCAUCUCAAUCUGCGAGAUUUUAAAUCAACAAUAGACUACUAUAAACGUUAUCUGAAAAUUGCGAAAGAAUUGGGAGACAGAUCGCGAGAAGGAAAGGCGUAUCGCAUUCUAGGCAACGUCCAUGAGAGUCUGUGCGAUUUUAAAACAGCCAUAGACUACCAUAACCGUUAUCUGAAAAUUGCGAAAGAACUGGGUGACAGAUCGCGAGAAGGAAAGGCGUAUCGCAUUCUUGGCAACGCCCAUGAGAGACUAUGCGAUUUUAAAACAGCCAUAGACUACCAUAACCGUCAUCUAGAAAUUGCGAAAAAACUGAAUGACAGAUUUGAAGAAGGAGCUGCGUAUUGCAAUCUUGGCAACGCUUAUGACAGUCUGAGAGAUUAUAAAACAGCCAUUAACUAUCAUGAACGUCAUCUGAACAUUGCAAGAGAAUUGGGUGACAAAUCGGAAGAAGGAACAGCGUAUGGCCAUCUUGGAAUUGCCCAAUUUGGUCUAGGACGUUUUAAAAAAGCCAUAGAUUUCUCUGAGCGUCAUCUGAAAAUUGCGAAAAAAAUUGGUGACAGGUCUGGAGAAGGAAACGCGUAUUGCAAUCUCGGCAACGCCCAUAAUAGGCUGGGAAAUUUUAAAACGGCCAUACAUUACCAAGAACUUCAACUAGAAAUUACGAAAGAACAGGGUGACAGAUCGGCUGAAGGAAGGGCGUAUAACAAUCUUGGUGUCACCCAUCGAAGUCUGGGAGAUUUUAAAAAAUCCAUUGACUACCAUAAACGUUGUCUGCUAAUUACGGAAGAAACGUUUGACAAAUCGGGAAAAGGAUAUGCGUAUGCCAAUCUUGGCAACGCUCAUUUCAGUCUGGGAGAUUUUAAAACAGCCUUAGACUACCAUAAACGUUAUUUGAAAAUUGCUCAACAAUUGGGUGACAUAUGGGGAGAAGGAAGUGCGUAUUGCUGCCUUGGAACUGCGUAUGACGGUCUGGGAGAUUUUAAAACAGCCAUAGAUUGCCAUGAACGACAUCUGAAAAUUGCUAGAGAACUGGGUGACAUAUAUGGAGAAGGACUGGCGUAUGGUAAUCUUGGCUGCGCCCAUAGCAGACUGGGGGAAUUAAAAACAGGCAUAGAUUACCAUGAAAUUCAACUGAAAUUUGCGAAAGACUUGGGUGACAGAUCAAGAGAAGGAGAGGCGUAUUGCAAUCUUGGCAACGACCAUGGUAAUCUGGGAGAUUUUGAAACAGCAUUGGUCUAUAGUGAGCGUCAUCUUAAAAUCGCGAAAGAAUUGGGUAACAGAUCGGGAGAAGGAACUGCGAAUGCCAAUCUUGGCGUCUACCAUUUAACUCUCGGAAAACUUAAAACAGCCAUCAGCCACCAUGAACGUCACCUUAAGAUUGCGCAAGAAUUGGGUGACAGAUCAGGCGAAGGAAAAGCGUUUUGCAGUCUUGGAACCGCCCAUACGACUCUUGAAGACUUUCCAAAAGCGUUAUUUUACAAUGAACGUGGGCUGAAAAUUGCAAAAGAAUUGGGUGACCGAUCAGAAGAGGGAAGGGCGUAUCUCAAUCUUGGCAACGCCCACAACAUGAUGGGAGAAUUUACAACAGCUAUAGAGUAUUAUAAACGUUCCCUGGAAGUUUCGAAGGAAUUGGAUGACUCAAGGGGAAAAGCAACAUCGUGCUCGCUUCUUGGUGUGUGUUUUAAAUCCCUAGGCCAAGUUUCAGAGGCUAUUAGGUAUUUUAAGCUCAGUGUUACUUUUUUCAAUAAGAUGAGAGAUAGUCUUCAAAUAAGAGACGAGUGGAAAAUAAGCUUUCGUGAUCAAUACCAGGUAACAUACGUUACCCUUUGGCGCUUAAUCCUAGCAGAAGGCAAAGUUACAGAGGCUUUGUUUUCUGCCGAGCAAGGACGUGCACAAGCCCUAAAAGAUCUUAUUGAAUUAAAUUAUGUCUUUGAAAGGAUCAGUAAUGUUGUAUCAGGUACAGACAACGGAACAGUCGAUGAACUGCUUAGUUACCUUCCUCCAAGCACAAUUUUUACCGCCUUUGGAGAGAACGAAUUAAUCUUCUGGGUGUGCCAGAGAGGAGAGAAAGUUGAAUUAAGAAAGAUACAAAUUUAUUCGCGGGAUGAAGUCAGUAGUUUCUUACAGGUUCUUUUGAGUGUUGCCCAGCAGGAAAUUGGUACAAGAAAUCUUUUGAAGUGUGAAGAUCGAUCACUUGAAUUGGCGAGUGAUAAACGUUUGCUAGCUAAGAGACCACUUCAGGAUGAAAGGCAGGCUCAACACUUAGACCUUACAAAAGAUGCCUUGAGUACAUUGUAUGACAUCAUCAUGAGCCUAUUCAAGAUCUACUUUUGGACAGCGAACUCAUCUUUAUCCCUGAGGGUCCACUUUGCUUGGCCCCUUUUGCUGCAUUCAAGGGCCCAGAUUCCAAGUACCUUUGCGAAUCAUUCAAAAUUCGCGUAG